Molecule: messenger RNA, 2588 nt
Organism: Pseudomassariella vexata
Lineage: Eukaryota; Fungi; Ascomycota; Sordariomycetes; Amphisphaeriales; Pseudomassariaceae
Product: alpha-1,2-mannosidase family protein-like protein
Exons: 5
Coding region: 99-2492 (797 amino acids)
Biological process (GO): protein quality control for misfolded or incompletely synthesized proteins; protein deglycosylation; glycoprotein catabolic process
Cellular component (GO): nucleus; cytosol
Molecular function (GO): carbohydrate binding; peptide-N4-(N-acetyl-beta-glucosaminyl)asparagine amidase activity
Source: RefSeq, a predicted model, not a curated record
AUAAGUCGCCGUCAUCCAGAUCUGACCCCACUGCGAUACAGCAGCCACCCAGUCUCGACCAUUCUUCUUGAUUCCACAGCCUUAACUGCGAUUUCGAGAUGGUAUCUCUCCUCUGUGGUGUACUUUCUCUGGCUCUUAUCAGCACAGUCUUCGGUGAAACCCGAGAUUUCACCAAACAUGUCAACCUGUUCCUCGGUACAGAGGGAGAUGUACCAGGCUCAGCCUUCCGGGGAGGAAACGUCUUUCCUGGAGCAACGUUGCCAUUUGGAGCAGUCAAAGUGGGAAUGGACACAACGAGAUGGAACGUUUCAUAUCAAGCGAAUGCUGGAUACACGCCCGAUGGGAACGUCACGGCCAUCUCCAUGCUCCACGUGAGUGGAACUGGGGGAGCGCCUACGUAUGGACUCAUCCCACAAAUGCCUCUCACUACGCUCGAAGGUGUUAAUCUUUUGGAUAAUAUCACAUACAUGCAGCCUCGUGUGGGUGAUGAUGUGGCCAGUGUGGGUUAUUACAAGACCCAACUUGAAAAUGGCGUCACGGCGGAGAUGAGCGCUAGCAUGCAUGCUGGCGUCAUGAAGUACCAAUAUCCGGAAAACGAAGGUCGAUAUGUCGUGGUAGAUAUAAGUCACUUUCUUCCAAGUAUUGGGAAGAAGGAGCAAUGGUACAGCAAUGGGGUCAUAGAGCGGAGCGACGACGGCACUACGUACUCUGGAUAUGGCGUGUACCGAGAAGGUUGGGCCACGGGAGGAGAUUACAGAGUGUACUUCUGCGGCCAAUUCGAUACUGUUCCAUCAAACGCACAGUUCUUCUCUGGAAAAUACACAGACCCUUAUUGGCCUAACGCCACUGAUGUGAACCCUGUAUUCACCGAUUCAACAUACAUCCAGGGCGGGACUGUGAGCUAUCAAUAUGCUGACCGCGUUGGCGCCUUAUUUGAGUUUCCCGCCAACGCUUCGACAGUCACAUCAAAAGUCGGUGUCUCUUGGGUUUCUGCAGAUAAGGCAUGUCAAUUUCUGAACGAGAUUGUGGGUUGGGAUUUGAAUGCAACGGUUGAAGCAGCCAAGGACCAAUGGAACACGGAAGUCUUGUCAAAGAUUGAUGUUACGAGCGCGAAUAAGACACAGCUGGAGAUGUUUUACACGGGAGUGUACCAUUCUCAUCUGAUGCCUUCGGAUCGCACAGGGGAAAACCCCUAUUGGGAGUCUGACGAGCCAUAUUAUGAUGACUUCUAUACACUUUGGGACACAUUCCGAUGCACGCACGCAUUAAUUUCACUCAUCCUGCCCCAUAGACAAAUCGACAUGAUUCGCGCCAUGAUCGAUAUCUGGCGGUUCGAGAGAUUCAUGCCUGAUGGACGAAGUCGCAACACCAACGGAAGAGUCCAGGGCGGUUCAAACGCUGACAACAUCCUUGCUGAUGCGUACGUCAAGGGGCUCCAGGGAGACAUCAAUUGGACCGACGGUUAUCUUGCCAUGAAAACGAAUGCUGAGGUCGUGCCGUACAACAACUUCGACUGGGAGGAUCUCAGCGGAAGCACCAAAGAAGGCCGUGGCGCACUGCUAGACUGGAAAAAGUAUGGUUUCGUGACACCGACUUUCGGGAGGAGCAUCAGCAAGACGGUUGAGUAUUCGCACAACGAUUUCUCGCUAGCUCAGGUUGCUAAGGGAGAGGCGCACAAGGACGUGGCAUUAUACCUUAAUCGGUCAACGGGGUGGCAAAAAACGUGGGCGGCAAACGUCACGUCUCUCAAUUUUACCGGCUUCCUGGCACCAACCUAUGGAAACGGCAGUAUCAAGGAGUACGAUCCGCUGAGCUGCGGCGACUGCAACUGGCAGGCAAUCAGUUACGAGGGUGUCCCAUGGGAGUACAGCUUCUCGAUCCCGUUCGACAUGAAGACUCUCAUUUCCUUGAUGGGUGGCACCGAAACCUUCGAAGAACGACUUGAUGCGAUGUUCAUCCCAGGAUUGGCUCAGUCUAACUCAGGGGGCAAUCGAGCUGGCGACACAAUCUUUAACCCUGGUAACGAACCCAGCUUCAUGACCCCGUUUCUGUACAAUUAUAUUCCAGGGCGGCAGCACAGAUCCGUAAGCCGCUCAAGGGAGAUCCAGGAUCAGUGGUACAACACCGGGAGGUCCGGCGUUCCCGGAAAUGACGAUUCGGGUUCCAUGAGUAGUUGGAUCGUGUGGAACAUGAUUGGUAUUUACCCUGUUGUCACUCAACCGGUGUAUCUCAUUCUGUCGCCGCGGUUUGAAAAUAUGACGAUUCGACUUGGAGACGACGGUGGUGUACUGAGAAUCAAGGCGAGUGGAUUGGAACAGGGUAGUUUCAUUCAAAACUUGAAGGUGAAUGGACAGAUGUGGAAUCAAAGCUGGGUCAGUCAUGAGGAUCUUGUCGGGGGAGAAGGAGGUCUGCUGGAGUUUGAGAUGGGGCCUGAACCUAAGAUGUGGGACACGGGGGAGUUGCCUCCCAGUCCGGGACAUUUGGGCCAGUGACUUUGCAUGCGAUAUUGAGUGACAUCUAUGACUAUAGCCAAAGCUAAUUUUCAAUAGAAAUUGAUGGCCACCGGGUUACUAUCCUGGAAAGCGUGC